GACACCAAUAGAUGACUAUGACCUUAUGUUUCACAUAAUUUUUUAGGUAAAAUAAAUAACUUGUCUUAAAUUCAUAAAUUUUGAAGUCACGUGACAAUAAUAUAUCGACUGGCGGAAAUCAUUAUUAUGGACUAAGUUUCCGGGUUUAACGUCUCCAUCGCUCGGCAAGUAAUUGAUGAGCAAUGUCUGGGAGUCAGUGCUGUGGGUAUGUUCGUCAAGAAUUCCAGUUGAAGCGGUUUGGCUGUUCAGAAGCUCACCCUGCCAGAUUUUCAUAUAGCCAGUGGAGAGUUCCCCUGGAAGUGGUUUUGUUGUACAGAUUUAUUGUGGCUGCUUACUGUAUAUUUUGGUUGAUCUACACCAGUCGCUAUGGCGCAGUUGUUGUUCUCAAUGAUACAGAAAUACCAAUGUUUGCCUUUCUCACAACGUGGACUUACUUUGUACUGACUGUGUAUCUUCUGUUACAUUUUCUGUCAUGCCUGCUGUAUGCAUGCCGAAGAGGUGGAGCUAUGUGUGGCCGGCUGUCUAGCGAGAAUCACCGUCACAUAUUUCAUGAGCUACAAGUACAGCCAAGUUUGUGGGCAAGCAGAGAGUAUGAUACCAUACCUGGAACUGAUCCUGAUGAAGUGUUCUCUGAUGAGAUGAGAACAAUUAAGUUAUCUUGGCUGACAAAACUUAUCUGGAUUUUAUACAAUAUUGCCUCAAAUGCUUGCAUACUUAUAACCCUCGCAUUUUGGAUUUUGCUUUAUCCUGGUAUGGAAAUGUCAGGGAAAGAACUGAUGAUCAACAUACAGCUGCAUGGUAUCACUUCGGUCAUUAUUAUGAUCGAGAUUUGCAUUUCUGCCGUUCCAAUCAGGUUGCUACAUUUUGUUUACACACUUGCAUAUGGUUUACUUUAUUAUUUGUUCAGUGGGAUUUACUACGCAGUUGAUCAUAAGCAUGUUUUAUACCCUCAUGUCCUUGAUUGGAGUGAGCCGGGAAACACAGUGAUAGUAAUGGUCCUUGCAGCAUUCAUUGCUUUGCCUCUUGUUCAGUUGUUUUUAUUCGGAAUCUAUAAAUUCAGGCUCUUCAUUUAUGAUAAAUGCAAUCCAGAGCAAUUGUAAUAUUUUAUAGUUCUUUCUCCAGUCUGAGAAUAAUGUGCAAUGUUAAAAUUUUAUAAAACUACUAUCUACUUAUUUGUAACUUCUCGAAAUACAAAUUCUUACUUAUAAUUAUAUUGUUCAGCUAACCAGAGCACAAAGUGCUUAUGGUGGGCUUUUAGGAUCAUUGAAUGUUUGCCUGUCUGAUCUGUCUGUUCCCAACUCCUUGAAAGUGAGUCUCCUAAACCAAAAAGGCCAUUUCAACCAAACUUCAUAGGAAUGGUUCUUUCGUGGGCCUCUUUUAAUUUCCUCCAAACCUAGGUCAUCUAUGCAAAAUGUCUGGUUGCCAUGCCUAAAAAGACACUGAAAUAUCUCGUCAAAAUUCACUGGCCCAAGUUGAAAUUAUGUUACAACAACAACCCGCUUAUCACUUCUGUAGGUCACGUUGAUAAUUAAAAAUAUAAACAUGGCAGGGCUAGUAGUUAUCUCCAUAUUGCUAUAUGGAAAACUUAAAAAUCUUCUCUUCAUAGUGCUAACCUAAAUUUAGAAACAAUUCACAGAAUUGUCCUUUGGCUGACCCUUUAUCGAAUUCCUUCAAGCACAGAUAUUGCUUUGUUGAAAAACAUAGCUGUCUGGAAUGUGACUAGUUUUCUCUGUAUGGCUAUUUGGAAAACUAGUUUUGAAAAUCUUCUCCUCAGAAACUGAUUUCAAAAUAAUUUCACAGCAAUGUGACAGCUUCUCAGUUUUUUAAGUCAUAUUGUUUCGUUAAAAAAAACAUGGCAGCCAGGAGGCACAACUAGUUUUCUCUGUAUAGAAACUUAAAAAUUAUUCUGAACAUUCAGAAACUGCUUCAUGCUUUUAAAAUUACUUUAAGCAAUAAUCUGCAGUUGAACCUCAACUAAUAGUGUUAAAGUCAGCUGUGACACUGAGGUGAGUGAUCUAAAUCCAGCAUGGCUUUCUGUAGAUGAAAGAUAGAUAAAAUUGUUUUACAUGAAUAAACUACUGCAUAAUAUAUAAAGAACUAUGAAUGGAUAAAAAUGUUUUACAUGUUACUGCAUAAUGCUUACCUAUAUCUUACAAGAGUCUAUAUGCUAUUUAUAACCAGUCAUGUGUUCUUACCUUCCUACAAAUAUUCGAAAAUUUGAUACGUACUAUGAUAUGGUUGAUUAUUUUACGUGAUGCUUUACAUCAAGUAGAAAAAAAACAGGGAUUUAACCUUACCCUGCUAAAUUCUUAAAAUGGGCUUACCCAUCAUUCAAUUUGGGCAGUACCAUUUAUUAUUUGAAGGGGUGUUUAUUGAAAAUUUACCAACUGAAUAGAGAACAGUGCAGAAUCACAAAACAGGGCUCAUUAGUUUGAAUCCUUGCUUCUCCAACUAUUAUUCAGUGUUCCCACUCAGUUUUUUUUUCUAGGGUAAACUUACCCCCUGGACACAAACUGGGGGUAAAUCUAAAUUUUUGAGGGUAUGAAAAUUAUAAAAUGAAAAAUAAAGUUUAAUACAGACAACCACUUACUUUGGAAACGUUUUGGGUACUUUUUCUGAAUUUUUGGAUUAGAAGUUCCUUUUCUUGUAGACCACUGGCACUCUUUACUCGAUUGUUGCAAAAUAUCACUUUUUUUUUUGUUAUUGCCAUAAAGCCGCAAAUUGCGACUUUCUUGCAGAAGGGGAGAGAUCAGAUUGUUUACCAUUUUUAGCUUGACUAUUCAAAGAAUAGUCUAGCUGUUCUACUCACCCUGGCGUCGGCGUCACACCUUGGUUGAGUUUUUGCAUGCAAGUACAUACAGCCAUCAAUUAAAGGCAUAUAGCUUUGAAACUUAUUUUUUCUUUUUCUAGGUCAAUUACCAACCUCUCUGGGUCAAGUCCCAUAAUUCUGACAUGUAUUUUGAGCAAAUUAUGCCCCCUUUUGGACUUUUUGGUUAAAGUUUUACAUGCAAGUUACUACAUGUAUCUCCAAAACUAAUGCAGAUAUUGAUUUGAAACUUCACAAAACUAGUUGAUAGCAGCAAGUUCCAUAAAUCUGACUUUCAUUUUGGCCAAAUUAUGCCCCCUUUUGGACUUAGAAAAUUCUGGUUAAAGUUUUGUGUGCAAGUACAUACAGCUAUUUCUAAAAGGCAUAUAGAUUUGAAACUUACUUUUUCUUUUUCUAGAUCAAUUACCAACCUCACUGGGUCAAGACCCAUAACUCUGACAUGUUUUUUGAGCAAAUUAUGCCCCCUUUUAGACUUAUAAAAUUUUGGUUAAAGUUUUACAUGCAAGUUAUUAUCUCCAAAACAAAUGCAUAUAUUGAUUUGAAACUUCACAUGUGUCUUCGGGGUUAUAAAACUAGUUGAUAGCAGCAAGUCCCAUAACUCUGACCUUCAUUUUGGCCAAAUUAUGCCCUCUUUUGGACUUAGCAAAUUCUGGUUAAAGUUUUGCGUGCAAGUACAUACAGCUAUUUCUAAAAGGCAUAUAGAUUUGAAACUUAUUUUUUCUUUUUCUAGAUCAAUUACUAACCUCACUGGAUCAAGUCCCAUAACUCUGGCAUGCAUUUUGGUCAAAUUAUUCCCCCUUUUGAACUUAAAACUCUUUUGAUAUUUAACCUUUUUGGGUAAUAUUUUCCUGCUUCUGGGACAAUAUUUCGAAUAGUCGAGCUUGGCUGUCUUACGGACAGCUCUUGUUAAAGUGCUAGUUAAUUUCCCAGGGCGUUAAAAUAUAAAACCCGUCUACAGUUUUAGGACAUCACUGAGAAAACAUCUGCAGUUAGCCAAUUGAUUCUCCAGGAAGGAGUAUUUCCAAAGUUUAUUUUUAGGACAUACUGUGGGAUUCCAGAUUAACCUAUUCAUCCUUGACAUUUUCGUGUGCGUGCGAUCUUGCACUGGAUAAAAAAUAUGUGUGUGAUUGUUAUCUAUUUUACGUGAUUUACGCAAUAUUUUACUUGAGUGGGAACACUGAUUAUUAGUAACUUUUAGAUAAGUCAAUGAAUUUACACCUGUCAUACCUAUAAAAAUCAUAGGAAGCUCUUUGAGUGAAGUGUCUUGUCCUCCAACUUUCUGUACUAAACAUUUUUCUGGAGGAGUUGUUGAUGUGGGUAACUAGUGGCAAUUAUAAAUAAGGUUAGAUACACCACACAACCAUCCUUACAUGUUUCUUUUCUAAUGUUUGUUAUCUCAAUACAGUGACUUUAGGCAUUUUGUUAUUCUUUAGCUUGUUGUACAUAAUUGUAUUUUUUAAAAGUCAAAACGGUUUUUCUAAUGUGUUUUUAAGAGGACUAUGUGUUAACAAAGCAUUUUAAGCCAUUUUUUAUGUUUGUUUUUUUUUUCAGAUAUUCUAAGGACUUAGAGACUUCUUUAUCUUUUUCUCUAAAAUGAAUGAAAAAGUAAUAAAAUUUUCAUAUAUUUGAUUUAACUACAUGUUUUGUAGUUAAACAGUAAACUGUAUUUCUAGGAUAAUCUCUGACAAUUUAGGUAUAAUUUGUCACUUAUUUUAUAUAGCACCUUCAUAGAUUUUUAUUUUUUUAGUUCAGUGUUUGUAAAAUAUUUUUAGAAAACAUAUCAUAAAUGCACAUAUAUUUAAAGAAAGCUUUGAAUAAUUAAUAUGUAGUGUUUUCAGGAUUUUAUUAUUUGUUUUUGAACAUUGUUCUUUUUCCAGCAGAUGAAAUCAGAGUUGCUGUAAUUUUUCUACAAUUAGACUGUUUAAAAGCUGCCAUUUAUUCCAGAUCAAAAACUAAGUCAAACUAAAGGAAAUAUUUGGAUGUAAAUGUUGAAAGAAUGGAAUCAUGGAAAUCUUGCUAUAAAAUGUAUUUCAGCAACUUGAUUAGUCUCCACAUAUUGCCAAACGAGAUUGUAUUUUAUAUAAUGAUAUAUCUAUCUUUGUUUUACCUGUCUUUAUGCUUUCUGUUAUUUCAAAUGAUUUUACAUAGAACUAUAUUUUAUUGGUGAGAUACUGCUGUUGCAACAAUAUCUUACUGUGGUGUCCAGCUUGUCCUGUAAAACCAUUUUAUUGUACCACUGUGUGUAUUAUUGCCCCAUCAGCAGGGCUCCGGAAAUUUUGAUAACUCAAUCGGUCCGAAACGAAAAUCCUGACAUCGGCGCUACCCCACCCACCGCAUUCCCAAUAUUACAUAUUUUAUAAAACGUGAUAGGGUAAAGAAAUAAGCAUGUCAUGCAUUAAAACUGAGUUACCAGUCACCGCGCGUUACCAUACAAUGAAGACAGUUAUUCAGUGUUAUGUGUGAUCGUUACUUUGUUUAAAUUUCGAUGUUUUUCCGAGAUAAUACGAGGCAUUGACACCGUGUGCGUAACUAGUCUAAAAGCCAACGCACGUGACUUCAUUACCGUAUACACGGCAGAUACUUUGUGAUGUUUCCUCAUUCUCUGACGGAAUUCUAUAAAAUACAAUGCGUCAAAAUGAGUUACACGACACAUAUUCUCUGCUAAACAGCCACAGUAUUUAAAGAAUACUCUGCCGCGGACCGAAUGUGUACGUUAUUUGAACGCUGAGAUGGAAUUUCCCGCAUGUAUAGUACCAAAACGUCACGCGGGUUGGCCACGGCUUUUUCAUUUCACUUACGUUGUACUUCAAUAAGCAACUACAUUUUAUAAAGUUAUAUGUUCUCUUCUGAUGUAAACAAAAUUUCAUUUUGAAACGUUUUUUAAAAGACCGAAUUGAAAAAACAGUGCCACUCCGGUUUUCUUUAUCAUUCGUGGUUGCCCGUCCAUUUUUUUCUUUUUUGUACAGUCGGGUUGCAAAGACGAUUUUCUGCAUUUGUUUCAACUGGAGCCCCAACAAAUGAAUCAUGUAAUUUUUUCAAAUCUAGUAAUUAUAAAAAUUAUUUUUAUCGGUUUUCCGUGUGAUGUCUCAUUAAAUCAAAGACCUAUAAUGUACAAUUAUAGCUCUUUGAUUAAAUGCAGCGACCAUUUGUUUGUUACCGUGAUCAAACAUAGCCUUUUGAAAUAAACCAUCCGUCGGAUUCUAAAUAAAAGAAGUGGAUCCCCGUCGAAAUGAUUUGGAUCCAGUCAGAAACGUUAGGAAACCAGUCAAAAAUGUUUAAUACACCGCAGUCGGCUGUCUGCAAACAUUAAAGGAUGUGCCGCGCGAGCAUUGAUUGCGUCACGCGCUAAUUACGGACCGAUUAUCAAAGUGACAAUCAGACCGAUUGACACUUUUAUUGAUUAUCUGAAGGUGCGACCAACAAUUUCCUACUUGGCAGGUGAUCGUGUAUCGAGAUAUAAGACCGAAAUUUAUACUUUUCUCCAUUUUUACGGGACCGAUUUUUUUCUUUUUUUCACUUCACGAAUCGGUCUGAAAAGUCAAAAAUCGGUCCAAAACCGACAAACCGGCAAAUUUCCGAAGCCCUGCCCAUCAGUGAUGGCUGACUAUUAUGUAUCAUCUAUACACAUAUUUUGUCCCCCCCCCCCCCCCCCCCCCCCACAACACACACACAGUUCUUAUACUUAUUACUUAUUAUUUAGAGCCAUUUUCACUACGGUUUAUUUGCCGUUUUUAAGCCUAUUCAUGAAAUAUAAUCAGUGCUAGGUGUCAGUUGUCAUUAGGUUUUUGUACAAUGUUUGGGGUCAAUGGUAUAUCUACAAUUUUGCAUUUCUAUUCAAUAUAGAUAUUUAUGUAUAUUUAUGUAGAGAUUGUAUUUUAUUUAGAAUCUACUCAGUACUCAGAUACCAUCCUUAUAUGUACUCAGUUUUUUCGAGACACUUCUUUUAACUGAAUAUCUUAAUUGUUACAUAUUUUAUCUAUUCAAAAGCACUAACAUUCUUUGUGAAAGCAAGUAAGACAGUCACUGUUUAAUUUGCUCUGUGGAGUCAGAAGCUCGAAGUUAGCUUUUAUAAGCACUUAUCAUGCUAAACAUGAUUGAUUUUGCCUUUGUGACCAGUGAAGGUCAUGAUCAGCAUGCACAUCCAUGCAGUCUGAUCAAGAUCUGCACUGUUUGCCGUUCAGUCAGUAACAUUUUGGUAAGCAUCCCUUUUAACAGUUAAUGGUGUGGCCAUUGAAAGAUGGACAAGUUCAUUAUAGAAUAUAGCCGGGUAAGGGUUAGUAUAUGUGGUUAGUCAGGUUUCCAGCAUCAGCAUUUUACUGAAGUAACUUUUCAUGAAUUGCUUGAUGGAUCUUCACCUAACUUGGUCUGUUGCAUCUUUGCAUGGGUGUCUCAAACAAUUAUUCAACUGUUCCCACCCCACUGCAGACACGGGUCAGUAGUGCUGAAAAUAGAGGGGAAAAAAGAACAAUGUAGACAACUUCUACUCAUGGGCUGACUGACAUUGCUUCUGUUAACCUUAGCAUAAACCUAUCUUAGAUUUGUCAGUGCUUCAGUGAAAUUGUAGAUGUGAGUUUCCAGCCCUAGAUAUACACAACUUAACCAAGAACCACUUAAUAGAUAUUUACCACUUAAAACACCCUUGUAUAGAUUUCUCAUUUUUAUCCCAAUAGUUUCACUUAGCUGUACACUAGAGACACAAGCGGAGAUGAAGUUAGAAAAACCCUUACAUGUACUGCUUGGUGGAUCUUGAUCAGACAUGAUGUAUGAUAAUGUCCUUGCAUGGACAGGGUUUUUUUUCGGCCGUUUUUAUAGCUGUUAUACGGCUAUAUUCCCAAUGCCAAAAAGUAUGUAUUUUUCCCAAAAUGAGUGCAAAAAUUCCCAAUCUACAUUCUGAAAAAAAAUUUCAUCAAAAUUGAACAAACAUUGACCAAAUUAUGGACAAUUUUGUAAUGGAAGUAUGUUAAAAGAGGUUGUACAGUGUGAAACAAGUGUAUGAGAGAGUGCUUAAACACAUCUUUACUAUAUCCUAUGGGACUAAAUAUUUCCCAAUUUGGAACAUUUACUCGUCAAAUUUCCCAAUUUUGGGGGUAUAGGCUAUGUUCCCAAAUUAGCUAGAAAAAACCCUGAUGGACCACCUUUACAUUUGUUUAGAUUAUUACUCUAGUCAGUACCACUGCACAGGUUCUGCCAGUGCUUGAAACUAGAAAUAAUACCACCUUGGUAGCCAAGUAGUAGAGUGUCCCCUUCAAGUGUGAGAGGUCCUGGAUUCAGUCCCUAACUAUGUCAGACCAAAGACAUGAAAAUGUACACCUGUAACACCCUUGCUUUACACUGAGCACUGAAAGGGAAACUGGUUUCUUUUCUCUCAUACACUCAUACUGAUGGAUUCCAUCAAACCUGAGGUGUCCAUGGUGAUGAAUAUAAGAUCUAGAUAUUGUUUCACAGUUUAGUAAAAUAAAACAGGAAUUAAAUGAAACUUAAAAACAUCAGUAAACAGCAUACAUUCAAGUCUGCCAUAGUUAUUUUACUUUUACCCUGCUAAAUUUCAUAAGUGGACUGGUCUAUCAUUCAAUUUUGGCAGUACCAUUCCUUAAUCGAAUGGGUGUUCACUGAAAAUUUACUGAUUGAAUAGUGAACAGAUUAUGCAGGUUGAUCUUGGUCUGCACUGGUCGCAAAGGCAGAAUCACUUGCCGCCAGUAUACUAAAGGUUAAAGUUGGUUGGUUAAAAAUUUUAAAAAAUCUGUCGUAAAAGAAUUUGUGAGAAACUUGAUGAAAAACAUUUUGCUGUAAUGAUUUAGCAAACCUUAUGAUGCUUGUACAGAAAAACUAGAUGAGACUGUAAUGAGUGAUAAAAUAGGGCUGUUAUAGAGGGACUCAUGUUAUUGUAAUUAUCAUGUGGAAAAAAGUCAGUCCAGUCUGUUUUAAUUGGUGGAUAGACAAGCCUAUUCGUUUUAUUAGCAUAAAAAAAUCAUAAUUUGUACUGCCAAAUUUCUACGAAACUUUUUUUUUUUUCAAUGAUGGGCAACUUUGGGUCAGUUUGGCUCUUUUGUAAUUAGAAUGUUACAUAUCUAAGAGGAGUUUUAAUCUUCUUUUGUUAUAUUUUCUAGAAAUUCUUAGUUUUAGGAUAAGUGCUCUUCAGAAAUAAUUCUUACCAUGCUAAUUUCUAUAAUGAACUUGUCCAUCUUUCAAUUUGGACAGUACCAUUAACAGUUAAAAGGGUAGUUUACAAAAAAGAUACUGACUGAAUAGCGAACAGUGCAGAUCAUGAUCAGACUGCACAUGUGCAGGCUGAUCAUGAUCUACACUGGUCUCAAAGGCAGAAUCAAUCGUGUCCAGCAUAAUAAGGGUCUAGAUCUUUAAUACUAUCCUUUUGUUAUUGUUUUUGUUCUUUUGUCUCAUUUAUACUAAAAGUUAUACAUUUUAGAAGAAAAAUAAUAAAGUGCUUUUUUAAUAAUA
This is a messenger RNA of Mercenaria mercenaria, 9283 nucleotides long. Its product is annotated as protein rolling stone-like. Bases 183 to 1100 code for a protein of 305 amino acids. Lineage: Eukaryota; Metazoa; Mollusca; Bivalvia; Venerida; Veneridae. Gene Ontology annotation, cellular component: membrane. The record is from RefSeq and is a predicted model, not a curated record. The transcript is spliced from 3 exons.